CUGUCAAACUUUUGUUUAUUUGGCUGAAAACAAAACAGAACACUCUCUCUCUCUCCAGAUGGCUCGUCCGUUCAUCCUCGCCACCGCUCUCACUCUUCUGCUUUCCUUCUCUCUCCUCUCAGGGCCGGUCGACUCCACGACGUUCAAGAUCGUCAACAACUGCCGCCGCACGAUAUGGCCGGGGAUCCUGACCGGCGCCGACAGGCCCAUACUCUACCCGACCGGGUUCACCCUCACCAGCGGCAAGUCCAAGACCAUAGCCGUCCCGAGAUCCUGGUCGGGCCGGCUGUGGGCCCGCACCCUCUGCUCCGUCGACUCGGCCGGGAAAUUCUCAUGCGCCACCGCCGACUGCGGCUCCGGGAAGGUACAAUGCGCCGGUGCCGGCGCCAUCCCGCCCGCGACCCUAGCCGAGUUCACGCUUAACGGCGACCAAGGGCUGGAUUUUUAUGACGUCAGUUUGGUCGACGGGUAUAACCUUCCGAUGCUUGUGGUGCCGAGGGGAGGUACAGGCGGGGGAUGCAGCCCCACAGGGUGUUUGGUGGAUUUGAACGACGCGUGUCCGAAGGCGCUGAAGGUGGCUUAUGGGAACUCAAGUGAGGGAGUUGCAUGUAAGAGCGCGUGUGAGGCGUUUGGGAAUCCGGAGUAUUGUUGUAGUGAAGGGUUUGCUACGCCGGACACGUGUCAGCCAUCAGCAUACUCGUUGUUUUUCAAGCACGCCUGCCCUAGGUCAUAUAGUUACGCUUAUGAUGAUAAGACGAGUACCUUCACUUGCACUGGGCCCGACUAUAUUAUCAUUUUUUGCCCGGCGCCUUACACCAGCGAAAAAUUGCUGGGAGCACGAAGAGAAGCUGCUGAGCUGCCCCUAGUGAACAAAACCACCAUGUAUGGUGGACGAGUAAGUGGAGGUCCACCCUCAGGUUUGACCCUGGUGCAAAUGAUCGCCUGUGCUGUCUCUAUUGUAGCAGCGAUUUCACAGAUUUGGCCACUCUUAUGACCAACAUUGCAGACGGUUUCCACACUUCAUGUGGGGUGUUGUUUUCUAAGCCCCGUUGUUGUACAGGCUCUUUAAUUUAUCUCCUUUCAACUCAGGUCGGAGAAGGGGUUCUACAUUUCGUUAGACCCAUGAAAGUGCCUUGUAGUCCUGUACAUAGGUUCUGGUCUGUUAUCUUAUUGUUCCAUGUCUUCAGAUGUCCUGUGUUGACUAACUUGACUCCCUUUGCAUGAUUCCCAAAUGAGAGAAAUUCAAAAUUAGGAGGAAUCUUACAUUUCAGAAGUAGAUAUUCGUAUUCAACAGAAUGGCGGCAACAAUGAUUCUUCCUCUAGCCAGGCACCACACAACUUGAAUAUGGAGACCACAUGUGUUUGUUGUUCUGAAGGCUGCUGAAUGAGUCGUGUGAUUAUUUUGAUGAUUUGACAGCCAUUUUCUUUAUACCAACUUCGACAUGUCUGGAACAUUUUUCUCUCCUUGUUUUUUUUGUUUAAUUUUUGUAAUAUUAUUUUCAGCUUGUACACAUUUUGUAAUAGCUCUAUGCAUCUUUGCCGCACUUAUCGUCAGUACAGCUAAGAUAAUAUUCAAGACGCUUGUAGCACAUGUAUAACAUAUGUUUGAGAAGUUUAUCGGAAUUACUUUGCUGGAUGAUUCCUUAUCAUUCCA
Rhododendron vialii is the source of this 1654-nucleotide messenger RNA. RefSeq names its product thaumatin-like protein 1b. Bases 59 to 994 code for a protein of 311 amino acids. The transcript has 4 exons. The record is from RefSeq and is a predicted model, not a curated record. Gene Ontology annotation, cellular component: extracellular region. NCBI's taxonomy places the organism in Eukaryota, Viridiplantae, Streptophyta, Magnoliopsida, Ericales, Ericaceae. Gene Ontology annotation, biological process: defense response.